Messenger RNA from Silurus meridionalis, 803 nucleotides. It is a transcript of the gene snrpc, whose product is annotated as small nuclear ribonucleoprotein polypeptide C. Bases 117 to 596 code for a protein of 159 amino acids. Gene Ontology annotation, cellular component: U1 snRNP; nucleus. Gene Ontology annotation, biological process: mRNA splicing, via spliceosome; spliceosomal snRNP assembly; mRNA 5'-splice site recognition. Gene Ontology annotation, molecular function: zinc ion binding; pre-mRNA 5'-splice site binding. The record is from RefSeq and is a predicted model, not a curated record. The transcript is spliced from 6 exons. Lineage: Eukaryota; Metazoa; Chordata; Actinopteri; Siluriformes; Siluridae.
GCGCGGUAUUUGUUGCUCCUCCUAUCCUAAUGGUGGCGCUGAUGCGUUUCUUUUACCAGGCGAGUGAAACUCAUUGCACAUCCGGUUAGGGCGCCGCAUUUCGUUUGGUCGUGAAGAUGCCGAAGUUUUACUGUGAUUACUGUGACACAUACUUAACGCACGACUCGCCAUCGGUAAGGAAGACUCACUGUAGUGGCCGCAAACACAAAGAGAAUGUAAAAGACUACUAUCAGAAAUGGAUGGAGGAGCAAGCGCAGAGCCUGAUAGACAAGACUACUGCUGCUUUCCAGCAGGGGAAAAUUCCACCCACGCCAUUCCCAGGUGCUGCUCCUCCGGGUGGAUCGCUGCUGCCUCAUCCUAAUAUCAGUGGACCUCCUAGGCCAGGCAUGUUACCAGCUCCUCCAAUGGGUGGCCCUCCAAUGAUGCCCAUGAUGGGUCCUCCUCCACAUGGAAUGAUGCCUGGUGGUCCAGGUCCAGGUAUGCGGCCCCCAAUGGGUGGGCAUAUGCAAAUGAUGCCAGGCCCCCACAUGAUGCGACCUCCUGCUCGGCCAAUGAUGCUACCUGUUAGACCCGGCAUGGCUCGACCGGAUCGAUAGAAAGAACUGUUGUGCCAUGAUUGCCCUUUUCUUUGAAACAAAGACUCAGAUGCACACAUCAGCUUUGCCAUUAAGUUCAGUGGUUUCAGCAACAGAAAAUCAUUGACUUUCAUUUAACCAGACUCUUUUCUAACAUGGAUGUCCAUCUUUUUCCCCCCAGGAAAAUUUCUCAUUUGUUAAUUAAAAUACAAUGUGAUAUAUCUCUAA